AUGUCGGCGAACAACGGCCUCACAGGCGCGCUGGAGGCGACUACGCUGCCCAUUGCGAUGACCAUCAGCGCCUUUACGGCGAUAGCAUGGUACAACGUCAUCGACCUCAACGUGGUCAUUUGGAUGACCUUUAAACGCCGCCAUGGGCUCUACUUUUACAGCCUGCUCGGCGCGUCGUGGGGGAUUGCAAUAUUCGCCCUGGCAUUUCUCAUGAAGUUUUUCAAUAUUUGGACAAAUCCUUAUGUAUCAUGUGUCUUUAUUACCAUCGGCUGGUAUGCUAUGGUUACCGGCCAGUCGCUCGUCCUGUACUCUCGACUACAUCUUGUCGUCCACAAUAAGCGGAAUGUUCGAUGGGUCCUCUACAUGAUUAUCUGUAGCGUUUUCUUGUUCCACUUUCCUACAACGGUCAUGACUUUUGGGGCAAAUUCAGAAAUGGCAGAUGUCUUUGCUACCCCAUAUUCGAUCAUGGAGAAGGUUCAAGUCACAGCCUUCUGCAUACAGGAAUUUAUCAUCUCGGGCCUCUACGUCUACGCCACUCGACAGAUUCUCAAGCCGGGGGGGGUCUUCCAGAAGAAACGCACACGCCAGGUCAUGUUGCACUUAAUCUACGUUAACGUUCUGGUCAUCUUGAUGGAUAUUACGCUCCUCUGUACCGAGUACGCCAACCUCUACGAAAUCCAAAUCACGUUCAAAAGCGCUCUCUACAGCGUCAAAUUGCGACUCGAAUUCGCCGUUCUCAACCAGCUGAGAUCACUCGUGUUCCCAGGCGAUAGUGGCGGCCAGCAUAGCAGCUCGAAUCAUAACCAUCAGAGUCGGGCCAGAGACGAUGUGGUCCUCGCCACACUCCAGGACCGAGGCCACCAGGGAGACGACAUAGCGCAGUCGAGAAACUAUACGUGCUUUGCAAGUGGCGAGAGACAUCCGUCGCCGUUUUCUCGCCGCAGCCAGGAUGAUACACGAGUGAUGAUGACGACCGAGGUUGUGGUGAAGACCGAAGAUGCUUCCAAGAAAGAACAGGGGGCAGUGACGAGGACGGAUAUCGUUGCGAAUGGCAGCACGACUCGGCAGAAUGGCAAGGUCUCUCCGAAUUCAUCAGAGGUGGAUUUCGCAAACCGUGGUUAUUGA
Messenger RNA from Venustampulla echinocandica, 1125 nucleotides. RefSeq lists its product as uncharacterized. Lineage: Eukaryota; Fungi; Ascomycota; Leotiomycetes; Helotiales; Pleuroascaceae. The record is from RefSeq and is a predicted model, not a curated record. The transcript is spliced from 2 exons. The coding region runs from base 1 to 1125 and encodes 374 amino acids.